UGACCAAUCGGGAAAGGCUGGCUAGCAUCCUGCACAGGCCAAGGAAUUGGACCUCACACACCGCCCGGUUGGACGACAAGUGUUCCAACUUUCCCCCUUCAUCACCUCCAUUAACCCCACCGCGCGUGUCCCAUCUCCAGCAGCUCAAAUUUACGCUGCAGCUCGCUCUCAAUCCUCUUUUCUAACUCACAUCCACUAACAACACCGCCGCAAUGGAAGAGGAGGUCGCAGCUCUCGUCAUCGACAAUGGUUCGGGUAUGUGCAAGGCCGGUUUCGCCGGUGACGACGCACCCAGAGCCGUCUUCCCCUCAAUUGUCGGAAGACCUCGCCACCAUGGUAUCAUGAUUGGUAUGGGCCAGAAGGAUUCAUACGUUGGUGAUGAGGCACAGUCCAAGCGUGGUAUCCUCACCCUGAGAUACCCCAUUGAGCACGGUGUCGUUACCAACUGGGACGACAUGGAGAAGAUCUGGCACCACACCUUCUACAACGAGCUCCGUGUUGCCCCCGAGGAGCACCCCGUCCUGCUCACCGAGGCCCCCAUCAACCCCAAGUCCAACCGUGAGAAGAUGACCCAGAUCGUCUUCGAGACCUUCAACGCCCCCGCCUUCUACGUCUCCAUCCAGGCCGUCCUGUCGCUGUACGCUUCCGGUCGUACCACCGGUAUCGUCCUCGACUCGGGUGACGGUGUCACUCACGUUGUCCCCAUCUACGAAGGUUUCGCCCUUCCCCACGCCAUCUCGCGUGUCGACAUGGCCGGUCGUGACUUGACCGACUACCUCAUGAAGAUCCUUGCUGAGCGUGGUUACACUUUCUCCACCACCGCCGAGCGCGAAAUCGUUCGUGACAUCAAGGAGAAGCUCUGCUACGUCGCUCUCGACUUCGAGCAGGAGAUCCAGACCGCCAGCCAGAGCUCUUCCCUUGAGAAGUCCUACGAGCUUCCCGACGGUCAGGUCAUCACCAUCGGUAACGAGCGUUUCCGUGCCCCCGAGGCUCUCUUCCAGCCUUCCGUUCUCGGUCUCGAAUCUGGUGGUAUCCACGUCACCACCUUCAACUCCAUCAUGAAGUGCGACGUCGACGUCAGAAAGGAUCUGUACGGCAACAUCGUCAUGUCUGGUGGCACCACCAUGUACCCCGGUAUCUCCGACCGUAUGCAGAAGGAAAUCACUGCUCUUGCUCCCUCAUCCAUGAAGGUCAAGAUCAUUGCUCCCCCAGAGCGCAAGUACUCCGUCUGGAUCGGUGGUUCCAUUCUCGCCUCCCUCUCCACCUUCCAGCAGAUGUGGAUCUCAAAGCAAGAGUACGACGAGAGCGGUCCCUCGAUCGUCCACCGCAAGUGCUUCUAAGCGCACUCUUCAACUUCUUCGGCGCGCUUGGGUCGACGUGUAUCGGCGCUUGUGCUUCCGUCUUCGGACGGUUACGUUUGUAGCACAGUGAAACGAAAACAGCAACCAGCAAAGGGUUUUGGGCAUGAUAUGUGUCAAG
Molecule: messenger RNA, 1479 nt
Organism: Aureobasidium pullulans EXF-150
Lineage: Eukaryota; Fungi; Ascomycota; Dothideomycetes; Dothideales; Saccotheciaceae
Product: Actin, gamma
Exons: 7
Coding region: 213-1340 (375 amino acids)
Source: RefSeq, a predicted model, not a curated record